CAGAACCGCGACCAGUCCUUGGCUCUCAUCCUCGUCCCCUUACCCGACAUACAUCAUGGCCGAUCCCAAAAAGCAGGAGAAGGACUACACUAAGGAGGUCGAUGAACUUCUUCCGGAAGUGCGGAGUCUGGCACAGUCCGGAAAGCUGCAGGAGGCUUUGGACAAGAUUUACAUUUUGGAGAAGCAAACUCGCAAUGCCUCAGACAUGAACUCGACCAAUCGCCUCGUGAAGGAAGCAUCCGAGCUCUGCUACAAGGCCGGGAACCUCGAAAUAUUGAAUACCAACAUUAGUACUUUGAGCAAGAAGCAUGGGCAGCUUAAGGCGGCCAUUCAAGCUCUGGUGGAGCAGGCUAUUGGUUGGCUCGAGGACAUCCGGAAAUCCGCAGGUACGGAGAAGUGGCUGGAGCUCAUCGAGACCUUGAGGACCGUCACGGAAGGGAAGAUUUUCCUCGAAACACCCCGCGCGCGCAUCACUCUCCUCCUUGCGCACCACCAUGAGUCCCUCGCCAACGCCCCUUCCGCCACUCCUGCUUCCCGCAAAGACUCUCUUCAGCUUGCUUCUGACCUGCUCAGCGAUCUCCAAGUUGAGACGUACUCGUCGAUGGAUCGACGAGAGAAGACCGAAUUCAUAUUGGAGCAAAUGCGCCUCUUGAUCGCGCUCGCUCGUCUCAAAGACGCCGAGAUCGGUCAGGAUGGCAAAGAUGCCAUUGGCGGUGGUGAAUCCGAGUGGGUGAGGGUGCGCGUGGGUGGUCGGAAGGUGAACGAGGAGUUCCUCAAGAACAAGGAGAACGAGGACCUCAAACUCAAGUACUACGAUAUGAUGAUCCAAUAUGCGCUACACCAGAGCGCGUACCUUGAUGCUGCGAAGUACUACCACAAGGUCUGGGAGACCCCGGCAAUCAAGGAGGAGGUUAACGGUCGUGGGCGUGAAGCUCUCGAGCAUAUCGUCUACUAUGUUGUCCUGGCGCCUCACGAGAACGAGCAGUCUGACAUGCUCCACCGUCUGUUCCUAGAUCCUGCGCUUCCAAAGCUUGAGCUGCACUACGCGUUAGUCAAAUGCUUCACAACACCUGAGCUCAUGCGCUGGCCCGGUAUUGAGCAAAUAUACGGCCCACACUUGAAGAAAACUAGUGUCUUCAGCUCGCCCAAGCUAUGGGAAGACCUGCAUACCAGGGUCAUCGAGCACAACAUCCGCAUCGUGUCACAAUACUACACCCGCAUCACCCUUGCUCGCUUGACUUCUCUUCUUGACCUCACGCAACAACAAACUGAAGAGAUUUUAUGCCGACUGGUUGUCUCCGGGACCGUUUGGGCACGGACCGACCGACCAGCAGGCAUUGUCAACUUCCGCAAGAGUAGGAGUGCGGAGGAUGUCAUGAACGACUGGAGUUCGGACAUGUCCAGGCUACUGGGGCUCGUUGAGAAGACUUGGAUGGGCGUGAACGCCGCGCAGGCGGCCCAGUCAAGAGCAGUGAAGGCGACGUCAUGAUGUACUGGACUUACUGUAGCUAUACUGUG
Molecule: messenger RNA, 1518 nt
Organism: Dichomitus squalens LYAD-421 SS1
Lineage: Eukaryota; Fungi; Basidiomycota; Agaricomycetes; Polyporales; Polyporaceae
Product: PCI-domain-containing protein
Exons: 8
Coding region: 56-1489 (477 amino acids)
Cellular component (GO): nuclear proteasome complex; cytoplasm; proteasome regulatory particle, lid subcomplex
Source: RefSeq, a predicted model, not a curated record